UUGUGUUCUUGAGUGUAUGGAAUAAGGUCUAGUUAAAUAACCUAAAGUUUGCUUUCUCUUUGUCGGGGAGGGGUUGCUGAAUGAGGAAAACAGUUGCAGAACACUGCCUGGGAAAGUUAUAGCACUACAGAAACCAGGGCUCCUUGCCACAUGAUGCCGAUGCAAGAUUUCAAAAACACUCCCUUUGCCCACCUGCUGGUGGCCAUGUUCGGAAUGGGGUCUUGGGUUGCAGUGAACUCCUUGUGGGUUGAGCUUCCAGUCGUAACAAAGAUUCUCCCUGAAGCAUGGAAUCUGCCAGCCUAUUUGACAGUACUGAUUGCCUUUUCAAAUGUCGGCCCCUUACUGGUCACCCUUGCACACAGGUUCUCCCCGGGUCUGCUGAAUGAACGUUAUCUUAUCCACUUCAUCCAAGCACUGGGUGUGAUCUCCUCCAUUGCCUUAGCACUCACCUGGGAUCGGACUGUGUUGGUUGGUGGAAAGCAGCACAGUGUAGCCUUCCUGACCCUGGCCUUCGCCUUAGCCUUGGUCUGCUGCACUUCCAAUGUCACCUUCCUGCCCUUCAUGUACCGCCUCCCACCCAAGUACAUCAGGACCUUCUUUGUAGGCCAGGGCUUCAGUGCUCUCUUCCCAUGUGUGGCAGCCCUAGUGCAGGGUGUGGGCCAGUUGGAGUGUCGCAACAGUUCGGCUGCCAAUGGCUCCCAAUCCCUCCAGCCACACUACCUUAAGGAGAACUUUACAGCUAGUGCCUUCUUCUGGCUUUUAGUGGGGCUAAUGUCGAUCUCCCUGUUGUCCUUUGUUGGACUGGUCCAAAAAAGCAGCAACAAGCAGCACGCUACCCACGUCAACAAUGAAUCAUGGCAGCUGACCGCAGAGAGUCAGCCAGCCCCCAAAACACCACCACCUCCAUUCUGCGCUGCCCGUAACAUCUACCUGCUUAUCUUGCUGGCUUUCUCCAAUGCUCUGACCAAUGGGGUGCUGCCAUCAAUCCAAACCUACUCCUGCCUGCCAUAUGGGAGCACCACCUUUCACCUGGCAGUGGUGCUUGGGAAUCUCGCCAAUCCGUUGGCCUGCUUUGUUGCCAUGUUUGCACUCUUGAGGUCCCAUAUUGGACUUGGUGUCCUGGCAUUUCUAGGAUUACUGUGUGGAGUCUACAUUUUGAUGUUGGCAGCACUCAGUCCAUGUCCCCCACUGCUUGGAAACUCGAUGGGUGUUGUUUUAGUGGUGAUUGCAUGGAUGCUGUUUACUGGCUUGUUCUCCUACCUGAAAGUGGUGAUUGGCAGCAUCCUCCAUGAGGCAGGUCAUCUGGCCCUGGUCUGGUGCGGAGCAUCCAUUCAGGUUGGCUCAUUGAUCGGUGCUUUGGUCAUGUUCCCUUUGGUUAGCAUCUACCAGCUCUUCACAUCAGGGCAGGCAUGUGUGGAUACCUGUGGGCAGUGACUGGCAGAGGAGACAUCUUAUCAGACUGAACCCAGAGGAAGCCUUCAAACCACAGCAAAGACUAAUUGCACAGGCAAAGGAGCCUCAAGGGUAUUGUGCUUGACAAUGGAUAACACGAGGAUUUUAAACCCUGCUAGAAGGCGCUCUAUCUCUUUGCAAUUGGGCCUGGAUUUCUCCUUCACCCAUUCCAUAUUUCUCCCACUUAAAAUUUCAUCUCCCAACACUCCUUUUAUCCUUUUUGGUCUAUAUUUGGCACUUUUUUAAUUCCAGCCCCCUCUUUCUUUCCCCAAUCCACUAAAGACUGUGACUCUAUAUUGAGGCAGCACAGACUGGGGAAUACUGGCUCUCUACUGUCCAUGUAAAAGGAGCUAGUCAGUAUUUUUAAAUGCACACCUGGUGGUUAUCACUUUCUUUUGUUCUUCACUUCUCCGUGCAAAUGGGUUUUUUAAAUGGCAAGGAAUAAACAGGUAUUAAUGCAGCUGGAGUUGAUUUUUUUUCUAAAGAAAAAUCAGUGACAAAGUACAGGUUCCUCACAAGAGAAUGCUGCAAUAAUUUUUAUAAUGUCAGUGUUGAAGCCUUGCUAUUCUGUAAGCUAGCAGCUCCUCAGCUAGGCUUCAUUUGCCCAGGACAGGUGUUCCUGCUCCUGCCCACAGCUGGGCUCACUUUUUUUUUCAUGCUCCCUCUUCCAUCUACAUAUGUGGACUUGGUGAGGGCAAAUUUCAGCACCCUGUGUAAUGCACUCCAGUUUGUUAAUUUCUUCUGAAACCUGGAAGCAGGAGCAACUGUAUCUUGAUGUGUUUGUAUGGUCAGGUGAAUAAGGAAGGGGUAAAGAAACAAUAACUUAAAAGUUUUCUUGUUCCUGAAGGUUGUGUGGACCUUUUUAAAUUUUGAAAGAAAUAAAUUAAAGUUUUUUUAUUUCUCAAUUCAAA
Molecule: messenger RNA, 2363 nt
Organism: Stegostoma tigrinum
Lineage: Eukaryota; Metazoa; Chordata; Chondrichthyes; Orectolobiformes; Stegostomatidae
Gene: slc52a2
Product: solute carrier family 52 member 2
Exons: 5
Coding region: 151-1434 (427 amino acids)
Biological process (GO): riboflavin transport
Cellular component (GO): plasma membrane
Molecular function (GO): riboflavin transmembrane transporter activity
Source: RefSeq, a predicted model, not a curated record